CCAUUAUGGUAUUCCGACCAGAUUACACUCAGACCAAGGAGCAAAUUUUUGAGUCAGAUAUUAUUCAAGAACUCUGUCAUCUACUAAACACAAAGAAAAGUCGCACCACGAUAUACCAUCCUAUGGGAAAUUCCACGCCUGAGCGAUUUAAUAGAUCACUACUCAACAUGCUAGGAACACUCAAUGCAUCUCAGAAACAAGACUGGAAGAAAUAUGUACCAUCACUAGUAUACGCAUACAAUAGUACACCACAUGAGUCUACAAACGUUUCACCAUUUGAACUCAUGUUUGGUAGAAAACCUAAGCUUCCAAUAGACUCUAUGUUUGAACAAGUGACAGAAGAAGAAGAAACAACAAAAAGUGUAAAUGAAUACAUAGAAGAUUUAAAGAAAAGAAUGACUUCAACAAGAGAAAUAGUUAAAGAAUUCAAUGACAAAGCUAGAGCUAAACAAAAAGAACAGUAUGACAUCAAAGCUAAAGCAGCAAGAAUCAACAUUGGCGAUACAGUCUUGGUUAAAAUUUUAAGAUAUGAAGGGAAGCAUAAAAUAGCUGAUAAAUUUGAAGAAGAAGUCUACGAAGUCAUUGACCAACCAAUACCAGAUGUCCCUGUAUUCAAGUUAAGAUCGAUAAAGUCCAAGAAGGAAAAAACGCUGCACAGAAAUCAUCUACAUCCUGUUAAUUAUAGGAAAAUAACAGAUGAUGCUGACACAGAGGAAUACACACAAGAGAAAGAUAACAACAAUAGAGAGCAAUACAUACCAGAGAAAGAAGAUAAAAAUAGAAUUAUAAGAGGAAAAGAGAAAGAGAGAAAAGAGAAAGCCGACGUCGGAAAUGAUUCGGAGAAUGAAGCAGAGGAAGAAGAAUUUGUAUUACAUACAAAUGAUAGUGGGGACGCCCAUAUUCCUACUGUAAAGCAUGUCUCUGGAGCAAGUGGAGAAAGUGAAACAAGUGGAAUCAGUGGAGCAAGUGAAACAAGUGUAAUCAGUGGAGCAAGUGGAACAAGUGAAAACAAUGAAUCAAGCGAAAAAAGUGUUCAUAGUGAGAACAGUGAACAAAUUGACAUAAAUGAUGACGAAACAGUCGUUAUUGAUGAUGACAUACAAAUGCAUGAAGAAGAUAUUGCUCAUGAGCUUGGACAGGAAGAAUACAUCAAUAUGACAGAUUCAGUGAAUACAAAUAUGGAUACAGGAACAAACAUUGUGGAGACAGAUAAAGCAGAAGGGAUAGAGAAAACAAUAGAGGAGAUGUAUAUAACAACGGAAGACACAGAUAUUACAACAGAAGAGACACAUAUAACAAACACAGAAGAGACACAUGUAACAAACACAGGAGAGACACAUAUAGUAGACACAGGAGAGACACAUGUAGUAGACACAGGAGAGACACAUAUAGUAGACACUGGAGAGACACAUAUAGUAGACACAGGAGAGACACAUGUAAUAGACACAGGAGAGACACAUAUAACAACAGACAACACAGAUGUAACAACAGACGAGACAGAUUUAGUCACAGUACAGACAAAACAAAAUAAAGGUGCAGAAUGUACACCAGAGGUACCUGCAGCACCUAAACCAGCACCAAGAAGGUCUACUAGAGAUAAGAAGCCUCCAUCAAAAUAUGAAGACUACUACAUGAAUGCUGUGGUACCAAGACCAUAUGAUUCUAAAAUACAAGCUGUGGAUGUUUUGAUGAAAUCCGGUAUUUUAAAUCAAGUGGACACAGCCGUUGCUCAUAAACUACUAGAAGCCAUCAUGAAAUGAUUUGAAUUGAAUUGUUGUAUUACUUCAUUGUAUUGAAAUGUUAUAACAUUUAAUUCUGAUUUUAUAUAUUUUAAAAUGAAAACCAUUGUUUUAAUAUAUAUUAAUGUCUUCAUUAUUAAAAAGAGGGGAGGAGAGAUAUAUAAUAGUUAAACAUGAAGCAUGAUUAACUAUAAUAUAAAUAAAUAUACAAACAAAUAAACUUAAAAAGUAUUGAAUGUCACUUAAUAUCUGAUUAUUUCAGAUAUUAAAUGCUAUAUAAUGUUAUGUCAACAAGUUAACAUUAAUGUAAUGAAUGUCACUUAAUAUCUGAUUAUUUUAGAUAUUAAAUGCUUAUGACAAUAAUGUUAUAAUGUAUAUGUAACUAUACAUUUGUAAAAUAGAAAGGUAAUUGUAAUGUAACAAUUAUUGUGUAACACACUGACCGAUUUUUUCGAGAUAAAAACUUUCUUUGUAUGUUUAUUAUUGUUUGUAAAUUUAAAAGAAAGACCAGACUGAAGACUGAAGACAUUUAUGACCAAUGACGGGACGUCAUUUUUUCAGACCAGGGAAGUAUGUAACAGGGUCUUAUUUUUAGGAUCAGGUCUAAGGGACAAUACUCUUGCUUUACUGUUGGAUUUUAUAAUGUAGCAAAGGGAGACAAAUCCGUCGGUCUUGUCUGAUACUUUUCAAGGGAGAUUACUCUAUUGGUUUUAACUGAUUUUAUCUUAUGUUUACAUUGGUCAGUAUUCUAAGAAUUCAAAUGAGUGGUUCACGGAUCGUUGGUUUUAAGCUAUUUUUAUGUCAUGUGAUUUAUUGGUGGGAAAAGUCAUUGUGUCUUUGUUUUGUUGUAAAGGAGAGGUUAGAAAAAUAAGUGUUUGUGGUCAAGUUCUUUAUUUCCUAAGUUGUUAACAGUCACUGGUGUGAUAGUCAGAGAGGUAAUAGUUAGAUUGAUGUACUGCACUCAUCCCUCAGAUGGUAAGUUACAUGUGUGAUGUAUUGUGUAUUGUUUAAAAGGUAAAAUAUGUUAAUUAUGAGUAUAAUUCCAUAAGCUAUGAUAUUAUAUUUAAGGACUGUUGCUGAGUGUAAAGAACUGAAUUGGCCACUAGACAUGUAAUUGAUUAUGUAAGAUAUGAUAAUAAUUAAUGCAUUGUUUCUACUUUAUUUUACUUUAUAUUUACAUAUUGUUAUAUACUUAUUUCAGAGUGUUGUUGGUUUGUACCUUAUGUGAUGUACCAACCUUGAUGUGAUCAGUAUAUAAAGAGGAUAGAACUUUA
Ruditapes philippinarum (Manila clam) is the source of this 3013-nucleotide messenger RNA. Its product is annotated as myb-like protein X. The record is from RefSeq and is a predicted model, not a curated record. Bases 6 to 1760 code for a protein of 584 amino acids. Gene Ontology annotation, molecular function: nucleic acid binding. Lineage: Eukaryota; Metazoa; Mollusca; Bivalvia; Venerida; Veneridae. Gene Ontology annotation, biological process: DNA integration. The transcript is spliced from 2 exons.